AUGUGGACACCUCCUAAUGUUCCAUAUUACGUCGCACCAGAUCAGCUUCCUGCUCCCCUUCCUACUACGCCGGAGAUUCGAGCAUGCGGCACUAUAUUGCACGAACGCUCUAACCUGACUGUCAAGGCUAUGGGUAUGCACUUCGUUGUUAAAUAUGGCCCAGGAACCAAGAUCCAAGAAGGCAACAAUCUGCUUUUUCUACAUCACCAUCUGUCGUCCGUACCCGUUCCACGGCUGUGGGCAAUGUACGAGGAAGGUGAGGACGUGUUUAUCAUCAUGGAGCAAUUCAGGGGAGAUACCCUACAGGAUAUCUGGCCAUCGUUGCAAGCCUCUGACAAAAGCGCCAUCACGAAACAACUUCGGGGCAUAAUGGAUCAACUGCGGGCAUUCAAGCCACCGGAACCGCCGUUCUAUGGUAGCUUAGACCGCGGUCCGAUCCCUUACUUCUUGUUCUAUUCGAGCGAGUCAAACCCGGCAAUAACCGGACCGUUCGGCAACGAGUAUGACUUCAUCCAAGGUCUCGUACGGAAUUUGAGGACCAUCGAUGACCUUAAUCACCGGGACAGUUACAGAACAGAUUUCUACGAGCAGAAUCUCCCGUCCUGCUUCCGCCUUGGCCGGCCAACGCUGACUCACGGCGACAUUCAGAGAAAGAACAUAAUGGUCCAGCGGACAUGUCCUCAGGGUGAUGUGUGUGAACCCGCUUUCAGGCUCAUGAUCAUCGACUGGGAAGACUGCGGUUGGUAUCCUGCCUACUGGGAAUCCUUCGUGGUCUUCACAUCCCUGCGCUGGGACGACGAUUGGUGUUCGAGGAUUCAGGACUUUCUUGUCCCUUGGCCAGCUGAGACAGCAGCACUAAACAUGAUAUACCACGAUCUAUUUUUCUAG
Molecule: messenger RNA, 888 nt
Organism: Cladophialophora carrionii CBS 160.54
Lineage: Eukaryota; Fungi; Ascomycota; Eurotiomycetes; Chaetothyriales; Herpotrichiellaceae
Exons: 1
Coding region: 1-888 (295 amino acids)
Source: RefSeq, a predicted model, not a curated record